CUAAGUAACUGAGUUAAUCCUUCCAAUUUUAGGAAGUCUGGUAAAAUGGAUGUUGUGGAGGAGGGCAAAGCAGUUGGGCAGGAGGAAAACGGCGGGCAGGUGAACAACUGCUCACCUAUGCCGGUUUCCAUGGUGAUGACGCCAACCACCACACCCCUCAAUCAGGUGCAGUCAGUCAUACAAUCAAACAACCAGCAUUCCGUCAUUCAGGCUACACCUGUUACAGUACAAGUUCAGGUUGAGGAAGAUAGUUUGACUGUAGAUGGUGAGACUGAGAGAAAGAAAAGACAGGAAAUCCUGUCACGAAGACCUUCCUACAGGAGGAUAUUAAAUGACUUGUCAUCUGAUGUUCCUGGAGUACCAAAGAUUGAAGAAGAACCAGCAGGAAGUGAUGAAUCUGAGGGGACACAGAGUAUCAUUGUAUCUGGAGGAACAGCUAUUCAAAACCUACCAACUGGAGCAGCAACAAUCCAGAUAGCAAACCCUGCUGGUGACGGUGUCCAAGGUAUCCAGACAUUAACAAUGACCAGUGCUGGUGGGUCAGGAAUUGUCCAGUCCAUUCAGACCCAAGAUGGUCAACAGUUCUUUGUGCCAGCUGCUACGGGUGAGUACCCUGUGAACAUUGCCCGUCUUGGUGAAGUGCAAGCAUACCAGAUUAGACCCGCUACAUCAUUACCUCAAGGUGUGGUCAUGACUGCACCAUCUAACCUACAACAACAACAAGUGAUGGUAGAAGAGGCUGGAAGAAAACGAGAACUCAGACUUAUGAAAAACAGGGAAGCAGCUAAAGAGUGUAGACGGAAGAAGAAAGAAUAUAUCAAGUGUCUUGAGAACAGAGUGGCCGUCUUAGAAAACCAGAACAAAACAUUAAUAGAGGAACUCAAAUCACUCAAAGAGUUAUACUGUCAUAAAUCAGAUUAAGGUAUGCUGGACAUUGUGUCGGAGCUUAUUUUGAUGAACGCAAAGUGCCACAGAGAGUGCAAGAUUGUGGAGUACUCUACGUGCACUAUGUCAAGAACAUGAAGUGUUCUGAAGGAGUUCACUGGUAAUGUUACCUGCUGGAAGUGCUUCUCAUCAUCAUGUAUUGCCUUGUAUUGCAAUCAUUGCACAAUGCUCAUUGCACAGCCACAUGACAGGCAACAGAAGACAGACUGUGAUCAAUCAAAUGAUGAUGCUUGGUUUUAUUGUAUAUAUGUAUUUUUCUUUUUACUUGUAAAGGAAAAAGGAUGUCUGAUCGCUCAUUUCUUGUGCACCUCGAUGGAAUAGCACUUUUUAUAAAAGUUGUCAAGAAGUGUUAUUGGUAUAUAAUUGUUAGAGUGUCUAUAUUUUCAUACUUGAUUAAGACAAUUUAAGGGGAAAGGAUUGCGAUCUUAUCAAUUGUACAAGAGCUAGUUUGACAGAGUCAAGUUGUUGAAAUGAAUUUAUACAUAAUAAUCAGCUGAAUCUUCAACCUGGGUCAUUUGAAAUAAUUGAAUAGGAAAGCUUGCAUUGAUUUUAUGACAGAAAAACAAUGUAAUAUUUAUUUACUUUACUUUGAAAAUUGAUUGUAUCUAAUAGUUAAUUUCUUUUUAAUAUUUUCCAGGAUUUUAUGAUAAUUGGUAUAUAUAUACAUGUAGUUGUUUUGGUAAUCCCAAAGAACAACUUUAUGGAUUUUUUUUCCACAUGAGAUGUAAGGUACUGUGUAAAACAUGCAAUUUUAUUGUUAGCGUUAGGAAAACUAAUUUCUUUAUGGUUAAUCUGACUCCAAUAAAAGACAAAGGCUUAGUGGAAUUCGAAGAUUCCCAUGUUUUAUUUUCAUGUUUGUGUGAAUUUUCUUCCAAAAUGAGGUCAAUUAUUAAGUUUAAUAUUGUAGGAUACUCCUUCUGUAUUACACCAUUAGCUCUGAACCUGCUUUGAACUUGACAUGGUUCAAACAAGGAAUUUCAACAUGCAUGUGUAUUUAAUAUAAUUUAUAUUAAGCAUAAGCAUAAAAAACCUAGUUAUUCAUUUACUAUUUCUUGCCAUCAUAAACAAAUUGUUAGAAGUUGAUCUGAUAGCUGAAACAAUUAAAAACUCUUGCACACAGUUUUAAAGUAAAAUGCCCAUAUCCUUGUUUGUGUACUAUUUUUUUUCAUUGAUAACACAAGUAAGCUUUUUAAUACUAUAUACAGUACCAGCAAAUUUGUGCCUUUUCUGAGGAACAAGUUUUCUUCAUUUCAGAGGAUAGAGAAUACACAGCCUUACAUCAAUCCUGUAACUAUAAGACUACAGUGUAUUUCAGUAAUACCCUCCUCCAUUCAAUUUUCCUCUCUUCUGUAUUUUGUUGAAGUUACAGGGUAAUACUUUACUGAAUUGAAUGUGUAUUUUCUCAGCCUAUAUGAGUACUGUCAUUUUAAGAUGAGACCUACGUAAGCCCAGAGAAUUUAUAGCAUUUAUAGAUGUCAAAAGAAAAUCUAUGUAAAUUGAAAAUUUUUAUAAAACUGUGACAAUGCCACUUGUUUGUUUUUUAAACUUAUUUGCUGUUUAUUUUUGUCUCAGCAGCAGAGAGCCAUUCAGGCUCGAAUACACAAAGGUGGUUUUGAAAUGGACGCCUGUUGCCUUGAUUGAGUACGCUAUUUAUUCACGAGUCCACCUGUUAUAAAUCAAUUCAACACAGUGGACAGGCCUUCAUGGCUGCCUAUAUUUAUUCUCAUUCUCAAUACAGGAAUCAAAGGGCUGGAUUCAUAAAGAGUUUCUGAAUUAAGGAGUGAUAUCUCCAGUAGCAUACACCAUCUGAGCAUGAAAUGUGAUGAUCCAUCUUAUAACACACGCAAUUGGAAAUUUAAAAAAGUCACACUUUAGUCAAGUGAGUAAAUUAUAGUGUCAAUGAAGAAAAAAAUUACAGACAGCACUCUUCAUGAAAUGCUCCUUUGAUUGACAUGUGGAACUUGGGUUUUGAAAUAUAACAUUUUAGAAAUUAGGUUUUGAAAUAUAAUAUUUAGACAUCACUCACUUUGAAUAAAAGCCCUUUUGCCAGAUGUGUGUUUAUAUGAUGCUAUGGGAGGCAUUGGUAAAGCAAUGGUAGUAAAAACAAUAGGGCUUUAUGUCCUAGCAAAAUCUAACAUCCACUCUGGACACAGAAGAUAUAACACAAGAUAGAAAGAAGGAAAGUAGUUUGACAUAGUAAUAACGUUUGGUUCCACUGUAGGCAACUCGUAUUAUUUGACAUCUAAAUUUGAAUUUAAAUUCAAAUUAAUUCUUAACAGAAAAGAUACAGUCAUUACAUGAUUAUAGAGCUAAAAAGAAAUUCGAAGGGUUAAUUUUGGUUUUUAUAAGCAAAUGAAAUCUUAAAGCACGAUGGUAUUGUAAUAGAUAUCAAAAUGUGGUUGUAAUAUAAUGAACAACUGAAUUUAUUUUUCCCUCUUUAUUUUUAUAUGUACAUAAUAUAUACACACUGGGCCCAAAACAAAGAUUUGAAAUUGAUAAUUGGGUUGAUUUUUAUGAUUGACUGUAUCAAUAUCAGUUCCAAGAUAUAGGCCCUGGUCUGCCUUGAAGUAAAUAUUGUUGAGUAAAAAAAAAGACUGGUUGUAGUUUCUCUCACUUGUUGUUGUACAUAUUUCAUAUCUUAAAGUGAUGAGAAACUACAAGACUGGUGCUUGCUGGGCAAGUGGUCUUUCAAGAUGAAAGACAAUCUAGAGAGGCAGAUUUUUUUUUUCCAGGUAUGUUACGUCAUAAACUGUUGAAUUUAGACUUUCCAAGCCGUUUGAAUUUUCUCAAAUUGGUAUUUUUCUGGUGUCUUACACUGGAUGUAUGUGUUCAGAGAUGUGUACUUUUCCUACUUCUAUGUUUGAAUUCUUGUGAUUUGUUAACACCAUGAUCUAGUUGUAGAUUGUAUUUGUAAACAAUUGAAAUGUAUAAGAAUUAAUAUAACAGAAGGAUACAUGUAUGUUUCUAUAUGGAAUUCAAUUCUAAAGUUUCAUCUUGAAAUUGUUCCUAAUUAUAUAAAACAAUGUGUUGUGAGAAUUUUAUUUGUAAUCAAUUUUGAUUUUCUUAUGAUUUGAAUUAUUUGAAACUUUCAGAUGACUAUGUUUCAUAAAGCUUGUGAAUGUUGAUUGCUUUGAGGUUACAGAUAUCCUUGCAUUUGAUUGGUUGUGUGAAGCUGAAUUCUAGGUCUGUAGCCAUUCUUAUUGAUAGACAAGUUUUAUGAAAUAGGUUGUCUUACUCACUUGCAACACAAUCAUAGUUGUGAUUCACUUUCACAAACUUGCAAAUUGUAUUUGGUCAUAUCAAUGAUGUUCAUAUCGGUCUUUUGAUUAAAGAUAUAUAAAUGUAGUUGGAGUGAACAGUGAUUUUAUGAGAAAACCUGUACAACCAAUUUUGAUUAUCACUGUAUCAUCAUAUACAGUUAAACCAGGGAAGUUGGAGUUAGAACUUAACUUUGUGGAGUUAGAACUUAAGAUUUCACAAAGUUAAGUUCCAACUCCAACUUCCCUCCAAGUCCAACUUUUGAUCUAAUUUAUUAAAAAAAAUCACACAGAAGACCGUCAACAUAGAUCAGCACAAGUGGGGCAAUGUAUUACUACAGAUAUUGGAUAAAAACUCCAACAUUGAUCUGGAAUGCCAAGAUUAGUUUGCUAAUUUCUCAGCAAUUACCGGUACACAUUUUUUUUUUACAGUCGGAUUCUUUACAACCUCAGUUUGAAAUCAUUACCACAAAUGGCACUUAUGACUAAUCACAAAGGUUCAUGUGGCAUUAUUGAGUUUGUAUAAGUAUUGGUUUUUUUUUAUAUACUUGUUUUGUAUACUUGUUCACCAUACUGUGAGGCUAUUUAUGUGGUGGUUCCCAUGUGUUAACCCUAAAAAGACUGGGCUAAGAAAACGACGGGGGGGAGGGGUGAUUCGGCCAUCGACCGUACAAUCUUGAUGAACAUUGGCAUGUGCAUUACCCAUGGCAUAAUUUACAAAACUGUAAUAUCAAAUCCUAAAUAAAUCUUUUUGCUGCUCCAUUACUAUCACAUUUCUCUCCCUUUCAUCCCCCUACAAUUAAUGCCAGUGUAGGGAUCAAGUUUUAAUUAUGUAUUCCUUACUCUUUGUCCAUGUUUCUAUAAUUUGAAAUUGUAGAUUUUUUUUCUAAAUGGAGUUCUACAAGUGUCUUGAAGUAUACUGUGUUAAAAGUUCUGUCAAUUGUCACUUGCAAUUUGCUAUUGUACUUCUGCAUGUACAUUGUAUAUAUGGCAUGCUUUCCAUUAAAUUGGAAUAUUUCAACAAA
Molecule: messenger RNA, 5227 nt
Organism: Lytechinus variegatus (green sea urchin)
Lineage: Eukaryota; Metazoa; Echinodermata; Echinoidea; Temnopleuroida; Toxopneustidae
Product: cAMP-responsive element modulator-like
Exons: 9
Coding region: 46-921 (291 amino acids)
Biological process (GO): regulation of transcription by RNA polymerase II
Cellular component (GO): transcription regulator complex; nucleus
Molecular function (GO): protein binding; DNA-binding transcription factor activity, RNA polymerase II-specific; RNA polymerase II cis-regulatory region sequence-specific DNA binding
Source: RefSeq, a predicted model, not a curated record